CAUCAUCAGCAGCAGAUUAUCAGUCGACAUGUCUGUAGUAUUUCGUGUUAGUUUCUUCGGAUAUUCAAAAGUAUAGUAGUUUUUUUGAUACUAUUUCUACUAACUAAUCGGUCCACUGCGGCUGACAGAAAGCUAAUAAAAUGCAUGGUGAUCGUUCGUAGUGUAUACCUGGUUAAUAGCGGUGCAAGAGACAAAAAUAUGGUGGGUUAUUGAGGAGAGUGAAUUUUCAUACUAUUUUAGUGCAGUCAGGCUUUUGGUGUUUUAGGAAACUAUUCAUACAGUAGUAGGAAAGCGAAUUAUUGUGCUAAAAAUAGUGUUAACAGGAACCAAGCCGUACAUUGCAACUAGUGUAAAGAGUGGUUUUUUACCGUGAUUUGAUUGUCGUCCGGAACAGCUGAGAAGAGCUGCAGCCUCGAAAAAAGAGCGAGUCUUUUAUUUGGGUGGCAUACGCACUGCGGAGGCAGAAGUGAAAAAAACUAGUGAACAUAGAAAACUUCUGCCCUGAAGGUCUGGAUAUUAGGUGCAAAAGUUUACUGUGUGAACACAAUUAAAAAGGAGCCCCGUACAUCUUAAAUUCCGUAUUUGGGAUUAGAAGAAAAUGGAUGAGCUAUCAGAGGCAGAGUUGCGAUACUACAAUGACCUGUUCAAGAUUUGCAGUGAGUCUUCGGACGGUAGUGGCAAGAUUCCUGCAUUGAAAGCAACGUCGCUCUUCCGUUCCGCUAAUCUUUCCAACGAAGUUAUCAAUAAGAUAACUUCGCUAGUCGGAAUUCCACAAACUGCCCUGCACCUAUCUCGACAGCAGUUUUACGGAUGUCUGAAGCUGAUAGCGGCCUACCAAGCAUCGGUGCCCCUGCGUGAGGAAAUUUUAACAUCCACGUUGACUCUUCCACUGCCGCAGUUUAGCUGGAUAGAGUCCCCGACGGCACUUCCACCACCGUCAGGGAGUUCAUCUGGAGGUGCAGGCAUCACCAGUUCCAGCAGUGCCAUAUCAGAACGCAACGGGUACGGAAGCCGAUCGACGGACUACAAGGUUAUGAAGAUUGGCAGAGAUCUCAUCGAACUGACUACUACUAGCAGUAGCAGUAGUCGCGAGAGGGUGGAUAACGUGUCGAACAGUGGUGAUAUGACUAAUUCAGAUCAACCCAGUACGGACUCGGAGGUAGAUCACAACGAAGAAUCUAUGCUGCGUUCUGUCGAACGACACCAUGUGAUAAAAGUGAAAGGCCAUGGAACAGGUAGACUGGUAGGUGGAGGAGUCGGAGGAAACAGCAGUGGUGUCGGUGGAUCGCCAGAAGCUUGGAGUACUGCCAGUGAUAGUCCUACGCCAACCAACAGUGUUGCAGAGCGUCCCUGGGCAAAUCAAGCCCUCUGGCAAGGGUUAGUGUGUGAGGAACAGAGGCAGCUACUUGGCACAGAAGAAGAGUCAUCCGAUAAGCAUAGCAGUGACGAUGAUCAGGAAGCUGAUUUGGAAUAUUUUUAUCAGAUUUCACAAACGCAAAAAGAGUAUUACCUGAAACAAUUUCGGUCCAUACAGUCUGAUGUUCAUGGUUUAGUCAGCGGACAAGUGGCCAGGGUAUUUUUUGAAAAAUCUCGUAUUCCAAUUGAGGAACUCCGUCAUAUUUGGCAAAUGUGCGAUGUUACGCGCGAUGGAGCUCUUAAUCUGGCCGAGUUCACUGCUGCCAUGCAUCUAGUAGUUUUGCGACGGAACAACAUUCCUGUCCCUGCAACACUUCCUGCUUGUUUGAUGCCGAAUUUACUGCAAAGCUCGCUGUUACCUGGUGCGAACAGCGGCCUACAAAACCAGCACAGUGGUGGGUCGGCGGGAGGUGCUAGUGCUGGCAGCGCUGGAACUGGGACAGAAUCCAUCAACAGCACCCGUGAGCGAACCGGUCCAGAGGAAGCUGAUUUACUACAUCUAGAAAGUGAUGAUAAUACAGAUAACGGCAGCCAGGUAACCGUCGACAAGAAAGAGUACCAGCGUAUUCUGUCGCAUCAAGAACCACUCAAACUGAAUCAUCAACUGCCAUCGGCCAGUAGUACGGCUACGGUAACACUGGUAUCGGUUGGUAGCACCGAUAGCCCCCCAGCGAUCUCAUCCACAACAAACAGCUCGAAAUUAAUAAACACGGUUAGCGGAAGAAAAACUCCAACGAAUCUGGCAUCGCCUCCUCAUCAUCCGCAGAAAGCAAAGCACUCGAACGAACAACCGGUAACGCCGCCAAAUAAUUUAAAUAAGGAAUGGAACGCAUCCAGUAAAGAAUGGACCAAAUUCACAGAAUCUCCUACAUCCAAUGUCUCUAGUCCCGGACCGAAGCCGGUCAACUUUGAUAUGCAGCGUACGACGCAGGCAAUAGUUUCUGAUCCUCAAAUUUUGCAUCCAGUACCACUGAGAGUUACACCUGUUGGUGCAGAAGCGGCUGACAAUAGCAAUCUAGUCUACAGCGAUGUGACAGUUGGAACCGGUGGUAUCUUGAUCGUUCAGCGGGACGAUUCUAGUCCGAAACAGCUAGCGCAACAAUUACCACAACCGGUCUCCAAUCAACGUGAUUCGCUGACUAGUGGUGAUCUUCGUGCUAUACAGAGACCUCAACCGAAGAAGCCUCCAUCGAAGGGAGUCGGCGCCAUUCCGCCUCCUCCACAACGGGAACCAAGUAUAACAUCUUCCAGCGGUUCGGCAGGAACAGCAGAUUCAAUGGCUACAUCGCUGGAUACGGCCACUUUUAAUAGUGUCAUUAACAAUAUCACUGGACAGGCACCUGUGAGCACCCUCGCAAAUAGUGCCAGUAAGAAGGAUCAACCUCCACCACCAUUACCACCACCACGACCAGUCCAACACCGCCACACAAGAAGCAGCAGCUUGGAUUUGAACAAGUUUAAACUAAAUACAGCCAGCGGAGCUAGUGCUGGGCUAUCAAAGCAGCUAGACGACCAAUUGCGAAUGCCACCUCCACCGGAGGUUCCACCACGCGUCACGCCAACGUCUGAACAAUCUCCGGCACCUGGGUUUGCCGAUUUCGCGCAUUUUCCCAAUACACCGGUGGCGGGUGGUUCUCAUAUGGUAUCCGCCGAGAACAACAUUACCACGAUCCUGUUAGAUGCCAGUGGAAAUAUGACAACCGCCACACAUCACACGACGGGUGUCCGCGGGAACGUCACCGGUUCACUGAUCACCGGUCCACCCUCGCUCCAAACGGUAUCUCGCAAUAGCGCCUUCGAGGUGUACCGUAAACCACAGCAACAGCAUUCACGAGGAUCUCAAUCACCACCACAUCCCCCACCUCCGCUGGUAUCGUCGCGCAGUGUAGAAUCGUCCUCGCUUGAGUACGAAAAACGUAUCUCGACACUAACCGACAACCUGCGCCAGGUGCGCUUCAAAGGUACCGAAUCAGCCAAUGGUUCCGAUGUGCUGAAGCAUCUGAAGGAACAGAAUAUGCUUCUGCUGCGGAUAUGUAGUGAUUUAAGCGAGGAAUUGCUUCAGAUUCAACAGAAACGGGAGGAUAUAAAAAUUAAAAUUGAUCUGCAAGAACAAAACUUAGGUGCGAGUGCCGUGAUUGUUACCGGUGGCGGGCAGCCCGGAGCCGUCAUUGGACUUCAGAAUCACAUUGCAUGAGAUCAUGAUAUAUAAUUGUUGACUUUUGAGCAUAAGCCGAAUGUGAAAGAUUGAUGUGCUAUCAUGUGAAUUGUCCUCGAUACGAACAUGCAGCUGCAAAUAUAGCCUUUCCCUAUUGAUAAACUUUCCCCGCUUAGUAGAGAAUCAACAAAACAAAAUAACCAUUUUAAGCAUUGUUAGCGAUCUUAUAUAAUAGUAACCUUUCGUGAGUUUUUAAAACUGAUCAACGCAAGGAGUUUAACGCAAAAUUUCAAUCAUCUAUCGAUGGAAACAGAACAGAUCCGUUGAUAACUUGUUUUACUUUGUGAAAAUAAUUGUUUUCUAUCUAAUUAUUUUAAGGAGCAAAAGGUAUAUUAAAUUUUAUGAUUACAUAUAUUACAUAGGUACUCAACCAACUGAUGAAAGUAAUAAAUCAGUGUGCUCGAAACUCCACAUUUUUGUCUGAUAUGGAACAACUUAUUGACCUAGUUGUACAACACGAAAAAUAUACACUUACACAUGCAGCUGAUAGUUUAGACUGUGUUGAUUGCUAAAAAUCGCAAACGGUUCGAUGAACGGAAAUGUUUCAAAUGUGUUGAUAGAGAGGUUGUUUAAUGAGCAUAACAAAGAACACAGAGAUACUUAUUUUUAUAAAGAUGUAUAAACUAUUUAAACCUAUUUUUAAAAUAAAAAACUACACUCAAACUUUUGAGUCAGUGCAAACAAAGUAUUAUGUUUAGGAACGAAUGAACGAGAAAUAUUCUAGUUCUAAAACGAACAACAAUAACAAAUAACCCGACGAAAGAGGAAAAAUCACAUUUUUUCACUCCGAUGAAAUGUGAUUAGGAAAGGAAACUAUCCAGAGCGAGCCGCCAAAUAUCAAUCAGAAGACGAACUAAUAAGAAGAAGAGAUUUGCGUACUAAUUAUCGGUUCUUAUCCUAUAGCUUUUCUCUUCUCUGCAAAUCUGAAAGAAAGAACUUUGACAGGUUUGGUUUAAUAAAUUCUGGACCGUAGAGCAGUCAGUAGUUUGAAAUAGUGUGAAGAAACGUUUAUUACUGGAUCGCCUGUCACCUUAAGCUGGUAAGAUGAAUGUAACAUGUCCUGUUUUCAAACGUUGUCAGAAAAUAUAUGAUAAGAAAAUUCGUGCAGGAA
Messenger RNA from Topomyia yanbarensis, 4742 nucleotides. Its product is annotated as ralBP1-associated Eps domain-containing protein 1-like. Gene Ontology annotation, biological process: endosomal transport; endocytosis. Gene Ontology annotation, cellular component: plasma membrane; cytoplasm. The transcript has 6 exons. The record is from RefSeq and is a predicted model, not a curated record. NCBI's taxonomy places the organism in Eukaryota, Metazoa, Arthropoda, Insecta, Diptera, Culicidae. Bases 599 to 3610 code for a protein of 1003 amino acids. Gene Ontology annotation, molecular function: protein binding; calcium ion binding.